AUGGCGUCCGCCAACGAGAAAGAUUUCAAAGAGGCCAUAGGCACUGAGCAUGUCAUCGACGACCAGGUCAAAGGCCCGGCGGUUAAGGAGGCACAGGUCGCCUCUGUGGCCUUGACGGCGGCCGUGAAUGCGCAGAAGCCUUCGUUAUGGAGCAAGAACAUGACACAGCUGUACUGCCUCAUGGGCGUCGGAUACCUGGUCUCGACAAUGAACGGGUUCGACAGCAGUCUGAUGGGCUCGAUCAACGCCAUAUCAAGCUACCAGAAGACUUUCGGUCUGGACGGCGCCGGCAGUACGACUGGAAUCAUCUUCAUUAUCUACAACUGCGGACAGAUCGCUGCCUUCCCGUUCUGUGGCUUCUUCGCUGACGGAUACGGUCGAAGGAUGUGCAUCUUUGUCGGGUGCCUUCUGGUCCUAGUCGGUACUGCCAUCCAGACGUCUGCGAACAGUAUGGGCCAAUUCAUUGGAGGUCGGUUCGUGCUUGGCUUUGGCGCCAACAUUGCCUCUGCUGCUGGGCCAGCAUACACCGUCGAGCUGGCUCAUCCGGCUUACAGAGGCACAAUGGCUGGAAUGUACAACAACUUCUGGUGGCUUGGAAACAUUUUAGCUGGAUGGACUACUUAUGGCACGGACCUGCACUUUCCCGAAUCUUCCUGGGCAUGGCGGACUCCCACAUUGGUUCAAUGUGCCUUGCCCAGUGUCGUUAUGUGUCUCGUCCUAUUCUUCCCCGAAUCACCACGCUGGUUGAUCAUGAAAGAUCGUCGAGAAGAAGCCGCUGCAAUCCUUGCCAAAUACCACGGUGACGGCGACGCCAACGCACCCAUUGUGACUUUGCAAAUACAUGAAAUCACCGCAGACAUGGCUGCAAGCCGUGACGACAACCCGUGGUGGGACUUCAGAGAACUCGUCCACACACCCGCAGCACGCUACCGUCUCUUCAUGGUCAUCGCAAUGGCCUUCUUCGGCCAAUGGUCCGGCAACAACGUCGUCAGCUACUUCAUGCCCCAAAUGAUCGAAAACGCCGGCAUAACCAACACCUCCACGCAACUCCUCAUCAACGCCAUCAACCCAAUCUUCAGCAUGAUCGGCGCCGUGUACGGAGCAACUCUCCUCGACCGCCUCGGCAGAAGGACGAUGCUUCUCGCUGGACUCACCGGCGGCCUGUUCUGUUACUGUCUCCUGACUGCUUUCACGGCGGAGUCUGAGAAGAACGACAACCUCGCAUACGGGACUAUCGUCAGUAUCUACCUCUUUGGGAUAUUCUUCGCUUGGGGCUGGACGCCACUUCAGACGCUUUAUCCGGUUGAAUGUCUCGAGAACCGGACACGAGCUAAGGGGAGUGGUCUGAACUUCUUGUUCUUGAAUGUCGCUAUGGUCGUCAACACAUACGGUAUCAGCGUUGGUAUUAAGAAGAUCGGCUGGAAGCUGUAUCUUGUCUACAUUGCUUGGAUCAUUGUUGAGCUGGUGGUCAUUUACUUCUUUUUCGUGGAAACUGCAGGCAAGACUUUGGAGGAGCUGAGCGAGAUUUUUGAGGCGAAGAAUCCGAGGAAGGCGUCGACGAGGAAGGUCAAGGUGGAGAUGGAUGAAGCGGGAAAUGUUGUCCAUGUUGAGUAG
Messenger RNA from Zasmidium cellare ATCC 36951, 1614 nucleotides. RefSeq lists its product as uncharacterized. The record is from RefSeq and is a predicted model, not a curated record. Gene Ontology annotation, molecular function: carbohydrate:proton symporter activity. Gene Ontology annotation, biological process: transmembrane transport; carbohydrate transport. Gene Ontology annotation, cellular component: membrane. Bases 1 to 1614 code for a protein of 537 amino acids. The transcript has 4 exons. NCBI's taxonomy places the organism in Eukaryota, Fungi, Ascomycota, Dothideomycetes, Mycosphaerellales, Mycosphaerellaceae.